Molecule: messenger RNA, 1486 nt
Organism: Biomphalaria glabrata
Lineage: Eukaryota; Metazoa; Mollusca; Gastropoda; Planorbidae
Product: transmembrane protein 101-like
Exons: 4
Coding region: 219-974 (251 amino acids)
Biological process (GO): positive regulation of canonical NF-kappaB signal transduction
Source: RefSeq, a predicted model, not a curated record
UAGUUCCAUGUCUAGACCAAUAUAUAAUACUAGAUCUAUAUAGAUUUAGAUCUAGACUCUAGAUGUAAUAUAUAUCUAGAUCUAAGACUAAAUCAUGCACGAUAACCAUAUGUUCUUUAAAAUUGAAACUUAUGUUAUUAAAUUUAUAAUCUAGAUCUAGAUCUUCAUCAUCAUCACUGACUUUGCGAGUUGUCCUCAGUUGUGCUUGAUGAAAAAAAAUGAAUAAAACAUCGAAAUUCAUCUGUAAGUCACUGGAGUUUAUUCUACAAAAAUAUCCAAUGGUAAAUGCACUUACGUUGCUCAUGCUCUUUGCUGAACGUGCAAAGUCGGAAAGUGAACCUCCUAUACAUCCAAAGAUAAUUUAUGCCAAUCUGUUGGGGUUUCUUGGAUGUUCACUGCUGAUGUCAUCUAAUAUUAAAAAGAAGGAGGCUGUCUUAGUUUUCUGUGGUCAGCUGUUGUACUUUGCUUACAACUUCUACAAUAAUAAAAAGUUGAACUAUAAAGAGUGGCUUAGGCUUGUUAUGUGCACUCGGCAAAUAGGCUGUGUUGGAGUUUUCCUUCUCUUUGCUCACAUACUAGACAAGAAAAAGUCAAUUCCAUUGCGUAGAGUUGCAGAAAUUAUAACAGGACUUUACCUUUUUGCUUUCACCUUUCUAAUCAAUAAUAUUAAAGAGAUCCAGAGUGCUGUCUUAAGUCACAUUAUUGGUGGUGACUGGGGCAGAUAUGUUCUGACUGUGAUGCUGGCAGCCUGUGCCCUGAGCUUCUUCUCUGGUUACUUUUUACGAGAUAUGUCGCUCUGUGCUGUCAUAGCCAUCUUGAGUGUAGUAUUGUUGGUGGAUGCAGAUUUUAAUUUCUGGUCAAAAAAGGGGGUACAGUUUUGGAAUCAAGCCCGCAUUCUAGCUGACGGCUUAUGCGUGUGUGUUGGGUUGGUUUAUGCUUUUUUCCAUUUAGAUAACAGAGUCAAAGGUGAUUGAAGCACUCACUUUGACCUUUUACUAUACUUGUUCUUUUUUUUUUUUUUAUUAUUUUUUUGACAGUGAAAUGUGCAAUAUUUGUGUGUGUUGAAUUUCUGAAACAUUAACCAAACUUUUACUUCCCUUAGGUCACUAUUUAAAAGUGUUCUCUACUUUAUCACAGUUCAUAUAUGCACAUUUAUUUUUCUAAUUGAAUAUGGAUAUUAAAUGAUGCAGUAAAAUUGACUAUGAAUGUAAUGUAAAAGCGUUGAAAUGACAAUUUAUAUUUAUACAUUGUGAUACAAAUGUUUGUGUAAUUUACUAAUCUGUUCAUUUUUACAUUUUAAAUGUAAUGUAAGAUUUGUAUAAAAAACAACAUUUUAUUUUAAACAGAUUUUUUGUUUUAUGAAAUGUCAUGAGUAACUGUAUCUGUGUGAAACUAUAUUUAUGUUCAUGUAUCAAUUUUUUAAACAUAAUUUUAAAAUGUACACUUUUUUUCUUUUUACUAUAAAAAAUAAAAUUGUUUUUUUUUU